This is a messenger RNA of Paramecium pentaurelia, 1493 nucleotides long. The record is from the annotation of a GenBank genome assembly. Lineage: Eukaryota; Ciliophora; Oligohymenophorea; Peniculida; Parameciidae.
AUGGUGUUAAAAGAACUUGGAUAAUCAAUAAAAGAAGUUCUUAAUAAAUUAAAUUAACCUUAAGAAAUUAAUGAAAAUUUUGUUAAUUAGAUUCUAAAAGAAAUAUCUCUUGCAUUAUUAAAGGCUGAUGUCAAUGUUAAAUUAAUAUAAAAGUUGAGAGAAAAUAUUAAAUUGAUGUUCAAACUUUAUGAAACAGAAUUUAUAAAUCUAUAAAAACUUAUUUAAAAAUCCAUAAUUGAGGAAUUGAAUAAAUUACUAAAAAAUGAUAUUUCAUCAUUUGCACCAAAAAAAGGUAUAUUAUAUAACUGAAUUAUAGGAAAAACUAAUAUUAUAAUGUUUAUAGGUAUAAAGGGAUCUGGUAAAACUAGUACUUGCUCUAAAUAUGCCUAUUAUUAUUAAAAAAGAGGAUGGAAGGUUGGGAUAGUUAGUGCUGAUACUUAUUCAAAAAUGUGUUUAGAUCAGAUACAAUAUAAUGCUAAAAAAAUUAGAGUUCCAUUUUAUGGGUAUUUUCAAAUGAAAUAUCAAGUUCUUAUACUGAAACAGAUCCAGUUAAAGUUGUAUAUGAUGGUGUAGAGAUUUUCAAAAAAGAGGGAAUUGAAAUUAUACUUAUAGACACUCCAGGAAGGCAUUAAUAAUAAAAUGAUUUAUUUGAAGAAAUGAAAUAAAUAGAUAUUAUGAUAUAAACAGACAAUGUUAUUUUUGUAAUGGAUUCUUAAUUAGGAUAAUCUUGUUGUGAUUAAGCAUUAGCUUUUAAAAGUAUUUUUAAUUUAGGAUCAAUAAUAAUAACAAAAUUGGACGGUCAUGCUAAAGGUGGAGGAGCAAUUUCUUCUAUUGUAUCAACACAUACUCCUAUCGAUUUUGUAUGCGAUGGAGAAUCUUUUGAGGAUUUUUAAGAAUUUUAAUCCUCAUCAUUUAUUAUUAAAUUAUUAGGAUUAGAAGAUUUGAAGGGAUUAAUAAAAAAUCUAAAUAGCUUUAUUUUAAUUGGACCUAAAGAAAAAUAAUUCACAUUAAGAGAUUUAGAAUCAGAAUUAAAACAUAUUAUAAAAUUUGGAUCAAUUAAUUUCCUUACUAAUAUAUUUGUUUCUAAAGUAACAGAAUAAGAAUAAAUUCAGAAUAUUAAAAGAAAUCUUUAUAUAAUGAAUUCCAUGACAUCAUAAGAAUUAGAUGGAGAGGGUAUAUCAAUAUAUAUAUUGUAGUUACUUUAUCAAAUUCUAGAAUUAAACGAAUAGCAAAAGGUUCAGGGACUACAAUUGAAUAAGUAAAUUAUUUAAUAAAAAUGCAUAAAGUUUUCGUAAAAGUUUAACACCCUCCACCUAAAGACAAUUUUAGGGAAUUAAGUAUAAAUAAAAUAUUGAAUUUUAGUGAGCAAUGGAUUUUCAUAAUAAUUAAUAGAAGAUAUCUAAAAAGAUCCAAAAUUACUUCAAAAAUUGGAUGGAUAUAAAUAUAUACAGGAUAUGAUGAAAUAAAUUGGAAAUAUUUAAAAUAAUAAAUGA